This is a messenger RNA of Dermochelys coriacea (leatherback sea turtle), 1002 nucleotides long. RefSeq lists its product as uncharacterized. The transcript has 2 exons. The annotation marks the transcript as partial. NCBI's taxonomy places the organism in Eukaryota, Metazoa, Chordata, Testudines, Dermochelyidae. The record is from RefSeq and is a predicted model, not a curated record. Gene Ontology annotation, molecular function: nucleic acid binding; RNA-DNA hybrid ribonuclease activity.
CUCACCCAGGCUCGGAUAGCUCGGUAUCAGGCUAAGCUUUUAGAGAACCCCGAAUUCACCCUGCAGCCUUGCCCCUCCCUUAACCCAGCCACCCUUUUGCCAGAAAUAGAGGAACAGGAACGCGACUGUUUGGAUAUCAUAGAUGCCCAAUACUCCAGCCGCCCGGACUUAAAGGAUCGACCACUCCCAAAUGUGGAUUAUGAGUGGUACACUGAUGGUAGCAAUACUGUGAUAGAUGGGCAAAGGAGGGCGGGUUAUGCUGUCGUGACCCUCCAUAAUACUGUGGAAGCCGAGGGUUUGCCUGCCAGGACCUCUGCCCAGCUUGCCAAACUAGUAGCCCUGACCCGUGCACUCGAACUGUCAAAAGGAAAACGGGUCAACAUUUUUACCGAUUCAAAAUAUGCUUUUGGAGUGCUACAUGCUCAUGCUGGCCUAUGGAAGCAAAGGGGAAUGCUGACAGUCCAAGGCUCCCCAGUCAAGCAUGAACCCCAAAUUCUCCGGCUCCUAGAAGCUGUACAACUCCCCUCAGAAGUGGCGGUGGUGCACUGUAAAGCCCAUCAAAGGGAAGAUCAAGACGUGGCCAGGGGCAGCGCCUGGGCGGACAGAGAAGCCAAGCAUGUCGUCACCCUGAAACCACCAAAAACUGAGAACGCCCAUAUGCAUGCCCUUAUCCCAUCAGUAGGGGAACUUCUGACCUCUCAGUUUACCAAAGACUUACAGCCUCUCCCAUUGGAUGCUCCUGUCCACUCCUUGCAGCCAGGCGACUCCAUGCUUGUUCGUACCUGGAAAGUCGAGCCUCUUCAAGAGAAAUGGAAGGAACCCCACACUGUCCUGCUGGUUUCCCACAUGGCGGCAAAGGUUGAGGGACACAAAAAUUGGAUCCACCACUCUCGCCUGAAGGCUGUGCCCACUCCUCCAUCAACGGGACGGUGGACCGUUCAGCCCAUCAACACUUCGCCCACUGCCGAUCUUGGACUCAAGUUAUUGUUUAAGAGGCACUAA